AUUAAAUGAAAGAAGUAGGCGACAGAUGGAAAGCGACUAGUGGGAGGUACAAUCAUAUUACUAGGAUUAAGAGCCAGAAGUUAGGAGGAGAGUAUAUUACUUCUGAUGGUUACUUUGAUAGUAAGGAACAGAGCAGGAAUUUGUAUGGUGAGAAUGCUGCUUUGUUGAGAGGAAAGAAGGGUCUACAUAGGAUGAAAUCUGUAAAUGGUGAUGGUCAAGAUUGUGAGAUGGUAAGUGAUUCUUUGGAUCAGAUGGAUGAUUUCUCUCAAUUUUCUGUAAAUAUACCACAAGGUGAAACUAAAGAGAAUGAUUUGUUUAACAAAUCUAAGAGUAAUAGCGAUAAUAUGAAGAGUGAAAGUUGUUUAACUAACUUAAAAACGUAUGAAAAGUUAGAUUAUCGCAAUCAAGGACUCUCAAGGCUACCAUCACAUGAAUUGAGUAGUAAGCUACGAUCGAUUAAGAUAUCGUUUAAUUCUCUUAAGAGGUUCCCUGAGAAAUUAUGUGAUUUAAUUUUCUUGAGAUCUCUGUAUAUUGAUAAUAAUCAGAUUGAAAAUCUGCCUGCAGCAAUUGGAAAACUUACCAAUUUAAAGGUGCUUGAUGUGCAUAGUAACUGCAUUGGGGAGAUCCCUAAAGAGAUAGGGCAAUGUGCUAGCCUAAAGAGGGUUAGUAUUAAGAAUAAUAAAUUUACCUCUAUUCCUUCAUCCAUGGGAAAGCUUGCGAACCUAGCAGUUCUUGACAUAGAGUGGUUCAAAUAUUGAAUCCCACCGAUCAGAAUUGCAGAAAAAUAAUGGGAAAAUUAGACAAGAAUCAAUGAAACCAUGAAUUGAGAAAUUUAAAGAACUGUGUAAUAUGUUCGAAGGAUGCGGAAAUCCCACACUGAGCGCCUUCUUGAUCUAUUUCAGUCAAGACUCUGAUCUAAAAUCUGGAAAAGAGCCAGACUACAACCGAAGAGAUAAUCGUAAAAGGACAAUUUUGCAUCGGGCAGCUACUGCGGGGCAUAUUGGUGUUAUCAGAGGACUUCUUAAUAUUGAAAAUAUUGAUCCAAAUAAGCUUGAGAAAGAUCAGUGCACUCCUCUAGGCCUUGCUCUUAGAGACGAUCAUGAAGAAAUAGCUAACAUAUUGAUUGAAAAAGAGAAGGUUGAUGUAAAUCUCGGGGGAGGUUCUUUUGGUGCACCAAUCCAUAUAGCAGUAUCUCGAAAUAAAGUAAAGACUUUACUCAAGCUUGUCAAGAGAAAUGUAGAUAUAAACAAAGUUGACUUUAAGCUUCAGACUCCUUUACAUAUAAUUAUGGAUGUUUUUACCAGAAAUACCAGGCUUGCUGAGGAGAUUACCAGAGUCUUGGUCUUUAAUGGAGCCAAACCAAAUCAGAUGGACUCUGACCAACUAACUCCCUUACAUCAUGCAGUAACAAAGAAGCACCAGGAAGGAGUUGAACUUAUCUGUAAACUCAACAAGGUUCUACAAGCAAGGAAUAAAGAAACGUUUGAUUUUGAUCUUGCUGGAGGAGACAAGGGCUUUACUCCUAUCUAUUAUGCUCUUGAGAGAAGGGCUAUUCCAAUAGCAGAACUCCUCUUUGUAAACGGGGCCAGAGUCUGUCUCAGAUUCCACAACAAGUAUGAGCCCAAGGAAUGGAAAAAGACCGAAACCAGCGUCAGAAGGCAUAUUCUCUGGAAAAUGGAGAAAUUUGAGCUUGAUUUACGUUGAAAUCGGAUAAAAAUGACUCCAAAGAAGAUGAAUGACCCUCAAAUGGUCAAGUCUAUCGAAGGUGAAACUGAAAACUGAUUCACUUGCUACACAAACGUUGGGGACUAUUUAACAAAAUACAGUGAAGUUUAUCGCGAUAAUUACAUCAACCGCCGGCGACACUUUAUUAAGAAAAAUGGUGUUAAAUCUCAACAGAAAAAGCUCUUCACGUACUGCAGCCCAAGUAUGAAGAAAGGUGAUGUUGAAAUUGAAGAUAUCUGUUCUGAAUCAGAUAUUGAUAAGGAAGAGAGCAGAACGAGCAUAUGCUCAGAAAGGAAUAAUGAUACUCCACUAGUGAACAGAAUGAACACGUGUUCACAAAUGAACAUGGAAGCAUUAGCUGUACCUGAGAGUUUAUCUGUGAAUAAUGAUAACCACUUUAAAGGUCUCAACAUCUUUUUAUUAAGAGACCAGAUUCUGUCAACAACAAUCGAAUGUCCAAAUAUUGCGUUUGAAGCAAUCCAGAAUUUAUUUUUAACUGAUUUUGAUAGAACUUUGAAAGUAAAUUUUAAAGCUGUUCUUAAAGACCUUGCCAAAGGACUUGACAUGAUAAAGUUCCAAAGAGUAGUUAUCCGAACUAUUGAUUUACUCCAGAUAAAAGGAGAUGAAGAGAUAGCAGGGAUUUUGGAAUCAUAUCUACAUAAAGCAGAUGAGAAAAGAGAGGUCAUUGAAGUGUUUUGGGAGUAUGAAGAUAGAAGUCUUCUAUUGAAUCCUUAUACUCAAAGAUGACUCCGAUCUUGAAUCAAAAAUAUUAAGAAUAAUUGAGAGAGCUUGAGAAAGGAUGAGAGAGUUCCAUAUAAAAAUAGGUUUGCCCAAAGGAAAGACUCGAGGAAAACUCAUACAAGAUCUGCAAACAGGGCCAUAAAAAUACCAACAAUGAAUUCUAAGCUCCCUUCCAUCUCACUUGCUAUUAAUAGCACUAAGAAGAUACGCCGCAAAGGAACCGAUCUAACCACAUGAAAACCGACGCCUAACGGAAAUUUAUUCGCUUCUAAUAUUCAUAAAUCAUCAGUUUUACCUACAACGGAUUGGAACAGCAACAACUCCUCCGAAACCCCAAGCACCAAAUAAAAUCCCCAAAAACGACUACAACAAAUACCUCCCCCCAAAACUCAGCUACGCCUCCAAAAAGAAGCAAUCCCUCCAUAACAAGCCUCUUUGCCCUAAAACUAUAAGGACUGUUCCUAGAAGUAACUAUAUUCAUUAG
This is a messenger RNA of Moneuplotes crassus, 2950 nucleotides long. NCBI's taxonomy places the organism in Eukaryota, Ciliophora, Spirotrichea, Euplotida, Euplotidae. The record is from the annotation of a GenBank genome assembly.